GAGUGAAAGUCAUGGACAAAGGAGGAGAAUUUAAAAGAAGUUAGCGCCGACAGUGAAAUAACCUUUUUGAAGGAGGAAGGAGACGAAGAAGGAGUGGAAGAAGAAGAAAACAAAAAGAGGAACAGGAUGGGGAUGGAUGUCAGCACCCUGCGGACCCUCAUCAGCAGAUAUUGUGUUGGUGAGGAGAACUGGGUGGACAGCAGGACGAUUUACAUCGGACACAAGGAGCCUCCUCCGGGAACCGAGGCCUUCAUACAGCAGAGGUUCCCCGACAACAGAAUAGUCUCCUCCAAGUACACGUUUUGGAACUUCAUCCCCAAGAAUAUGUUCGAGCAGUUCAGGAGAGUGGCCAACUUCUACUUCCUCAUCAUAUUUCUGGUUCAGCUGAUCAUCGACACUCCCACCAGCCCCAUCACCAGCGGACUGCCACUCUUCUUCGUCAUCACGGUCACCGCCAUUAAACAGGGUUACGAGGACUGGCUGAGACACAAAGCAGACAACUCUGUCAACCAGUGUCCGGUCCACGUGGUGCAGCACGGAAAGGUGGUCCGCAAACAAAGUCGCAAGCUCAGGGUCGGAGACGUCGUCUUUGUGAAAGAAAAUGAGACUUUUCCCUGCGACCUCAUCCUCCUGUCCACGUCUCGAGACGAGGGCGUCUGCUACGUCACCACGGCCAGUCUGGACGGAGAGAGCAGCCACAAGACGUACUUUGCAGUUCAGGACACCAAAGCGUACAACACAGAGCAGGAGGUCGACUCCAUCCACGCUACUAUAGAAUGUGAACAACCGCAGCCGGACCUGUACAAAUUCGUGGGUCGUAUCAACAUCUACAUGGACAAUGAGCCAGUGGCCAGGCCGUUAGGAUCAGAGAACCUGCUGCUCCGAGGGGCCACGCUCAAAAACACAGAGUACAUCUACGCGGUUGCCAUCUACACCGGCAUGGAAACCAAGAUGGCGCUCAACUACCAGUCCAAGACUCAGAAGCGGUCCGCAGUGGAAAAGUCAAUGAAUGCCUACCUGGUGGUCUACCUGUUCAUCCUCAUCAGCAAGGCCUUCGUCAACACGGUGCUGAAGUACGUGUGGCAGGCCGACCCAAACAGAGACGAGCCGUGGUACAACGAUAGGACCGAAUCGGAGAGACAGAGACACAUCGUGAUCAGGGCGUUCACAGACUUCCUGGCCUUCAUGGUCCUCUUCAACUACAUCAUUCCCGUCUCCAUGUACGUCACCGUGGAGAUGCAGAAGUUCCUCGGCUCCUAUUUCAUCAUGUGGGAUGACGAGAUGUUCGACGAGGAGCUGGGAGAGAGAGCCGUGGUCAACACGUCUGACCUGAACGAGGAGCUCGGACAGGUGGAGUAUGUGUUUACAGACAAGACGGGGACUCUGACGGAGAACAACAUGGAGUUCAUCGAGUGCUGUGUGGACGGACACGUUUAUGUCCCUCAUGUCAUCCUUAACGGACAGGUGAUGCCUGGUGCCGGUAUGGACAUGAUCGACACAUCACCAGGACCCGAGGCGAGGGAGCACGAGGAGCUGUUUUUCCGGGCGCUGUGUUUGUGCCACACGGUUCAGGUGAAGGAGGAGGAGACAGUGGACGGGAUCAAGCAGGGCAUCCACCAGGGCAAGUCCACCUCCUUCUACAUCUCCUCGUCUCCGGACGAGGUGGCGCUGGUGGAGGGCAUGAAGAGGCUCGGUUUCACCUAUCUGAGACUCAAGGACAGUCACAUGGAGAUCUUGAAUAGGGAGGAUGAGAUUGAGAGGUUUGAGCUGCUCGAGGUUUUGACGUUCGACUCCGUCAGACGGAGGAUGAGCGUGAUCGUCAGGUCCAGCUCUGGUCAGCUCUAUCUGUUCUGUAAAGGUGCCGACUCCUCCAUCUUCCCCCGGGUUAUAUCAGGCAAGGUGGAGCAAGUAAAAGCUCGGGUGGAGCAUAACGCAGUGGAGGGUCUGAGGACUCUUUGUGUCGCCUAUCGGCUUCUGAGUCCCGAACAGUACCAGGAGGUUUGUCACCUGCUGAGCGGGGCCAAGCUGGCGCUGCAAGACCGAGACAAACGACUGGCCGAGGCGUACGACAUCAUCGAGAAAGACCUGAUACUGCUGGGAGCCACCGCUGUGGAGGACAGGCUCCAGGAAAAAGCGGCGGACACCAUCGAGUCCCUCCACAAGGCGGGCAUGAAGGUGUGGGUGCUGACCGGCGACAAGAUGGAGACGGCGGCCGCGACCUGCUACGCCAGCAAGCUGUUUCACCGCAACACCCAGAUCCUGGAGCUGACCACCAAACGCACCGAGGAGCAGAGCCUUCACGACGUCCUGUUCGACCUGAGCAGGACCGUCCUGAGGCAGCACGGAGGCAUGACCAGGGACACCUUCUCCGGUUUAUCAGGUGACUGUACCGAUUACGGUCUGAUCAUCGACGGAGCCACCCUCUCCGCGGUGAUGAGGCCGCCACAGGAGGACUCAAACUCAGGGAACUACAAAGAGAUCUUCCUGGAAAUCUGCCGAAACUGCAGCGCCGUGCUCUGCUGUCGAAUGGCGCCGCUCCAGAAAGCACAGAUCGUGAAGCUGAUCAAAGCCUCCAAGGAGCACCCGAUCACGCUGGCCAUCGGAGAUGGAGCCAACGAUGUCAGCAUGAUCCUCGAGGCCCACGUUGGUGUCGGGAUCAUGGGUAAGGAGGGUCGUCAGGCAGUGAGGAACAGCGACUAUGCCAUCCCAAAGUUCAAACACCUCAAGAAGAUGCUGCUCGUCCACGGACACUAUUACUACAUACGCAUCUCCGAACUCGUGCAAUACUUCUUCUACAAGAAUGUCUGUUUCAUCUUCCCCCAGUUCCUCUACCAGUUCUUCUGUGGCUUCUCACAGCAGCCGCUGUACGACACGGCCUACUUGACUCUGUACAACAUCAGCUUCACGUCGCUGCCCAUCCUGCUCUACAGCCUCAUCGAGCAGCACAUUAACAUGGACAUCCUGAAGAAGGACCCGUCUCUCUAUCGAGACAUUGCCAAGAACUCUUUGCUGCGCUGGCCCAUCUUCAUUUACUGGACCAUCCUCGGUGUCUACGACGCCAUCGUGAUGUUCUUUGGUGCUUACUUCCUGUUCGACAACACCACCUUCACCAGCAACGGACAGCUAAUGACAACCAACACACAGAUGAUGUUUGGAAAUUGGACCUUUGGGACGUUGGUCUUCACUGUGCUGGUCUUUACUGUUACAUUCAAGCUGGCUCUAGAUACUCAUUACUGGACUUGGAUCAACCACUUCGUCAUCUGGGGCUCGCUGAUUUUCUUCGUGGUCUUCUCUCUGCUGUGGGGCGGGAUCAUCUGGCCCUUCCUCAACUACCAGAGGAUGUACUACGUGUUCAUGCAGAUGUUGUCUAGCGGUCCGGCCUGGCUCAGCAUCAUCCUUCUGAUAACAGCAGGUCUGCUGCCAGAUGUGCUGAAGAAGGUCAUCUGGAGGGCGCUGUGGCCGACCACAACUGAACGCAUACAGAAUGCUGAUAAACUCUACAAGGGCCACCUCUCCGAGUUCACCCCCCUGGCGUCCCUCCAGUCCAAGGCCGGCAGCCAGCGCCGAGGCUCGGGCGGCCAAAGGAACGUCCCGAACCCCCGAAGGUCUGAACCCUUUAGCAAGAAAACAAUGUUCACGCGCUGGCAACGAACGCCAGACUACUGCACCUUCACCCCUCUCCUCCGAUUCGCUGACGGCGCCCGCAACUUGAGGCAGGGUUACGCCCACGGCGGGCAGACCUCAGUCUGAUUUAUUUCUGUCUUUGUAAUCUGAUAUCAGAUACAAUCCCGUCAAUUGGCAGAGUGGUAACUCUUAAAUAAAUCGGCCCUGAAGCUCAACAGGUCACCGCUCGCAGAGCUGGAGAGCAAAGUUACACAAAAGUAACUAAAACUCGUUUAUUUCUGUUAGCGAGCUGAGACUAACUGUACUCCCCCUGUCCUGGGACUACAAACGAAAGUGACCUUCACAACUCUUUAAGUCAGCAGCCAAGUAUGGCACAAAGCACUAUGGGACGGCUCUGGAAAGGACCCGCUCGCCGCCGCGACGUGCUAAGGGCUCGGUGUAAUGAUGUCACAACAAACUAACUAACAGACUCGAGAGCUUCGAGCUCGAAAACUCAUGCACUGGUCCUUUACGCCUGCCUGCCUUUGACAGCAGGCGGCUAAAGCGUACUUCACCGCAGUUCUUUAGGAUUUAUACAAAUUUAUUUGGCGUUUGUCAGGAUGUAAAUGUGUCAUGCUGCUGCUGCUGAUGAUGAUGAAGACAGCAGCUCGAGCUUUCUCUGACCAAACAUUCUUCAUUCCCACCAUCCCUCCCUUUUCCUUCCUCUCUGUCUGUCUGUCUGCUCUGCCUCUUUUCAGGACUAACUGGUGUUGCCUGUGUGCAAACCUAUUAUGUCGAAACACUCCAUAGGACUCUGGAUCAGAUCCUGCAGCACUGUAAGGAGCGGGCGUAGCAGAGCGGCGAAGCUUCGGUGUUGGAGAAGUGGAUCAGAGUUGGCCUCUUUGCCUGUUUUUAUUAUCCUGAAUGCUACGCUGAGGCCGACUCCAGCCCCACAUCCAACACUGAAGCUUCCAGACUCACAUGUAGGUAGUCUGGAGUGUUUGUGUGCCGAUAGCUAGCGGUUGUGUUCGUCGCCAUCUGUCUUUAAAGCACUUUAACUGUUCAUGUUGCUCUGUAACGCUUUAUACAGAGACUAGUUCUGUUUUUAUGGCUUGUUUUUAGUGAUAGACUCCAGUAGAAAUGGCUGCCGAGCUGUUUCUUAAUGCCUUAAUGUCACCUUGUAAAUCCCACAUCACCCUCCACGGAGACCGUUUACCAAAGAAACAGAAAGAUGCAGUCCUGAUAGAUACACUGUAGUGAUACAUGGUUCUGUAAAACACAAAAUAUGAUAUUUAGUGGAUGUUCGUGGGGAGAUUUUGAAAUAUUUGGGCAGAAAAAUGCCUCCAACGUCUAAAUUCUAUGUUUAAAAUAUGAAGUGCACCUCAGGGCGCCUUUAAAUAUGAACAUAACAAAACAUUUCCUCGCUGAAAGAAGUCCAUCAAGUGCACCAAACUGCUUGAUGCCUUAAAUAAACACACAUUUCUUUAUCAUUAUUUUACCCAGAGCCAUUUAUUUCUGAGAGCACAGAAAUGUUUUCCAGGAAAUCAUGGCCAUAACAGGUAAUCAUACGCUGAAGAUUUGGGGUUUUUAUUUUCUAAUAAACAACCGACAACAGACACAAAGUUAAUCCACCGUUGGGACCUGCACACGUAAAAUAUGAAAUAAGACAAAUAUCAUGAAUAUAGCUCAUCUCCAUAGUCAUCCCAAUGAUGAUCACAUCAUGUUUUAGUUGGAAGAAGCAGCAGCAGACACUUUGAGUGACAAGGUUUUAGUUUCUCACUCAUCGCUCACAAAAAUGGAUACCGCUCUCAUGCCUGUACGGUAGAUAUAAAGCAGCUGGUUAACUUAGCUUAGCAUAAAGACUGGAAACAGGGGGAAACGGCUAGCGCUGGCUCUGUCAAUAGGUAACAAAAUCCACAUACUACAUAUUGAGUUAUGUGCCAGAUGACCUCUUGAAGAUGCAUCGGCCCUCUGAGGUAGCCAGGCAACCAACGGGGGAAUAUAACGUGUUAAUGAGUGAGAUAUGGACAGAGCCAAGCUCUGUAGCUCUGUAGCUCAUCGCAUCAAGUGAUAGGGAGGAGAAAUUGCCAAAAAAAAACCUGCUUCAAAGUCUUUUUCAUCAGACCCGUUGUGAAAUUAAGAUGUGUCAUUGAACCCCACUGCCCUGAGUGGAGUUUGUCAACUGGCAGAAGUUCUGAAAAGAUUCAUUACGCUUCUGUCCUUCACCGAAUGCCUGAUCCAUGCCCGCCCUGUUAGAUGGCAGCUUUUAGUUUUAGAGCUGAUAAUAAAGAUGAAAUGGAAGAACUCGAUGCACCCAAAGUAAAUUUGGGCAUUAGACAUUCAAACCCAUUCAUGUCCCUCCAAAUGGUGUCACUUUGUGAGGUGUUUCAGUUUGCAGGUCAGUCACGCUAAUGCUCUUAAAAGCCUUGUGAUUGUGUUACAAGGGGCUAAUGAGACUCUCUACCUUGGGAUAAAAAAAAAAAAAGGCCUUCGCAGUUCAGUCUUUGAAUCCUGUCGUACACUCACACACUCUGUCUUUCUUUCUAGCUCCCUUUCUCUUUCCCCGUCUUUCUCUCGUUCUCCCUCCGGCGAACGCCGACACCGAUGCGGGGAGUUUUCCUACCUCCUCUCUGCGAGCGUCGAUCAUCAUCAUCACCCUCUGUGUGCACCCUCCUUCUGCAUCGUCUCCAGCCAUCCAUCCACCCAUCAACACAUCUAUCACUACGAAACAGAGUAGAAAUGUUUAACUGUAACUUCUAUGAACCAAAGCCUUGUUGCUGCUAGAGAUACUUUUAGCUGCUUUUACAUUAGGUGCCUUGUGGUAGUUUCUCUGUCUCUGCUGAGCUGUCUUCGCUUGCUUUAUGGGAACGUUAAAUAAUAAUCAUGCAUUUGGACCGUACAGGAGCGCUGCAGAUGAUGAUUGUGUGGAUGCAUGACUGAGAGUACGGAUACGCAAGUGGAAAGGUGAAUGUAAAAAACGAGUUUCUCACAGGUUACACUGUCCGGGAAGAUUUAUUCAGAACAAACAUAUUCCAACACGACGACGAACAAAUGAAUUCAUUAUUGCACCAAAACAUUUAAUGACCUGUGUUUAAUAUCUGUUUUUUAUUGUUUUUAUUCCAAAUGUUUUAUAUAUGUCCAGGAGGGCAUCUGUCUCUGUUAUUUUUACUGUUUUCUAUUGUGUAUUAAGAGUCAGACACACUGGAAAGAUUCCUGUCUGUCUUUAAUCUUUAUUUUAAUGGUAUAUAUAAAAAAAAAAACUUGAAGAGCUCGAGCUCUGUUCGAUCGAUCAACUGCAGUCGAUCAAUGUUAGAAACUGGGAUUUAAAAAAAUAUAUUUUACUGUACGUUUCCUUUUUAUUUCAACAUUUUACAGAUUCGCUUCACAAAAUUCAGUUUUUCUACGUCAAUAUUCACAUAAAAUCAACAGUGAAUUACAGAAUUCUACAUUGUCUGCUUAUUAAAGGGUCGCUUCACACAAAUUACAAAAGAAAAACACAUUUUCUCACUCACUUCUGUGGCGGUAACAGAUUGGGACUACUUUCUACCAAAGAAGUAGUCCCUCUGGAGUCGGUGGACGCUGUUUCAAAAUGUAAUUUUAGCACAAUUUCAGCAGCACAACCUGGUCGAGUGAAACCGUGGCUAUCUGCACGCCUCUAAGACGUGAGCGAGGAAAAUUUGUGUGAACCGACCCUCUGAUGUUCUCAAUGACUCUGAAUGUACACGCGUCACCGAGGCCUGUUCCUCCGACUCAAUGUCAGAACUUCUGGUGGAUGCAGGUCCUCGAGGAAGCUUCAGAUUCGACCAUGUGAAUCCAUAAAGAGUAACUGCUGACUGAUGAUCAGUUUGUGAAGGCAGAGAGAAACUCUUGUCCUGUCAGAGGUGGCUGAUGCUUCAUGACUCAGUGAUACAUGGAUUCACACAGUACGGCCACAUUUGCUAAAGAGAAUGAAUGAACACAGUGAUCUAACUAAAGUUAAAAUAUUGCCUUGCAUGUGAAUGACCCAUUGCAACAAAUGUGGCCUCAGAGCACUCGUCAUGUGGUAGUGUAUAGGCGCCACAAUGAUCGUCUAGCCUUGCAUUCAGAUGUCAUGUAUAAUAUAUAAUCUAAACUCAAAUCCUUUUAUUUAUUUACUUACAACAGAUCAGCUCAAUUUCUUUCUGAAUUGAGAUUGCAGUUAUUUAAACAAACCUGACUGAAUUUCUUCACUUUAAGGCAUCUGGAUUUCUUUUUUCAAAUAUCUUAAAUAUUGCCAUAACUCCCUUCUCUGUGCGGGAUCAAAAAACAGUGAAACCCGCAUAAAUUAACGAAUACACGACAAAGAAAAUAACCACAGAUACUGUAGUGCUGUUUAUAUGUUAGCGAUCUUCUUCUUUUUUGUACUCUCUGCAGACAGUAUUUGUGUCUUAUCGAAGUAGACGAGUAUUCAAACAACCAAAUGGAGUUGUGACAAAACACUGGACGUGUGUGUAUUUAUGCAUAGCUUUAAAUAUUAAAAAAAAAAACAAUCUCUCUCUCUGGUGUUAGCUCUGGUACACACCCCUGCACUGAACUGUCUUGUCUGAUGAUCGACACUCUGCUGUAGAAACUUUCAAAGCCAUUGACGGUGGAUUUAAGGUCUUGCUGUACUUGUUGCUCUUGUCCGAACUGUCCUGAUCUUUCAAGACCACCUGAACUGACAGCCUUCAAACCGAAUGUUUCCUCUUCUACGAUGUAUUAUUGUAUAGUGUUCUAUAUUUCUCAUAACCGACAGUAUCUAUACACCGCUGUACACUCAGAUGCAGUAUAUAAAUAUAUAUAUAUAUGAUAUAUAAAUGUAGUUAAUUGAUGUACAGUUUUGGGGUCUUUUUAUAUACAGUUUUUAACAGAGUCAUAUCAAGAUUUUUGCCAACAUUUCUGUAGCUAUCGACAGCAAACAAACUGUACAUUUGCUUGAAAAUAAAAACCAGAAAUGGAAAAUAUAAA
Messenger RNA from Larimichthys crocea (large yellow croaker), 8568 nucleotides. It is a transcript of the gene atp11a, whose product is annotated as ATPase phospholipid transporting 11A. Gene Ontology annotation, cellular component: recycling endosome; plasma membrane; endoplasmic reticulum. Bases 127 to 3750 code for a protein of 1207 amino acids. Gene Ontology annotation, molecular function: magnesium ion binding; ATPase-coupled intramembrane lipid carrier activity; ATP hydrolysis activity. The record is from RefSeq and is a predicted model, not a curated record. Gene Ontology annotation, biological process: phospholipid translocation. Lineage: Eukaryota; Metazoa; Chordata; Actinopteri; Sciaenidae. The transcript is spliced from 31 exons.